Messenger RNA from Protopterus annectens (West African lungfish), 2208 nucleotides. It is a transcript of the gene PUS7L, whose product is annotated as pseudouridine synthase 7 like. Gene Ontology annotation, biological process: pseudouridine synthesis. Bases 77 to 2185 code for a protein of 702 amino acids. Gene Ontology annotation, molecular function: pseudouridine synthase activity; RNA binding. Gene Ontology annotation, cellular component: nucleus. The transcript is spliced from 9 exons. The record is from RefSeq and is a predicted model, not a curated record. NCBI's taxonomy places the organism in Eukaryota, Metazoa, Chordata, Ceratodontiformes, Protopteridae.
GCAUUUUUUUUACAGGCCUAGUGUCUUCUUACGCUGUAGGGAAAAGAUAAGAUACUGUGGUACAAUAGAAGCAGGUAUGGAAACCAAGAGCCUGAUAUUUCCCUUCUUUCAUAUUAGCAGUCACCUUGGCUUCCAUGGUAGCAUAAAAAAUUCAGUGAAUGACUUUGUGGUGACAGAGAUAAGUUUAUCUGGCCAGCUUGUAAGCGAGACGAAGCUUGACAACUUGCAAAAUCAAGGCGAACCUGUUGCUGAAAAGAGUUUGCCAGUUGUGAAAAAAAGGAAAUCAGAUAAUGAGCAGCAACGAUCUGAAAAUGCUUCAGAAAAUAAUUAUUCCAAUUUAAGAACAGCUGUAGAAUCUUUCCAGACAGUGGAAGAUUGUGGUUUGCUUGACCAGUUGGAGGUAAACAGCAGCUCUGACCUUAUUGAAGAAUGUGAUCUAGACAGUGUUUUAGCUCAAUCAGUAAUUGAUGCAUUGGAACAGUUUGCUUACAGCAUGAAGACUGAACAAGAUUGUGAACCGUCUCCUGUGGAAGCUCAGACAGGUUUUUUACUCGGAUCAUUUCCCAGUAAAGACCAUAGAGCCAGAAUACACCAUGCUUUAAGGAAGAGAUACCCCUUUCUAAUGACCAUCACAAAUGGUGGAGAAAUGACUGUCAAACUGAAUCCUCUUCACAAACAGCUUUGUAAGUUUGUAACUGAACAUGAAGCAGAUGACUUUUUCAGAUUUCUUGAUGCAAAAAUCAAUAACUCUGCAUUUUCCUUCAGAUCUGUUGGGGACAAAGAACAUAGAAAAAACGUCCAUCAUUUUAUAUGUAAAAACUUUGGAAAACUGGUGGAAGCAAAAACUUUUUCUGAGGUAAGCAGUGUUGGUGAACGAAGUGCAGCUAUCACAGUCAGAUUUAAGGGGAGGUGUGCCUCUUCAAAGAAGCGAAACACUGCUGAGUUUCAGGAUGAUAAAAAUAUAUAUACAGCUUUCACUUUGCAAAAAGAAAACAUGGAAACUCUAGAAGCAAUAACUUACUUGGCUACAAAACUGGAUGUGCUUCCAUCAGACUUCAGUUAUGCAGGAAUAAAAGAUAAAAAAGCUGUUACAUUCCAAACCAUGGUUGUGAAAAAGGUGGCACCGAAAAGGUUGAAAGAUGUUGAAGCUGUUUUAGAGUCAAAGGGGCUGAAAGUGUUUCAUAUACAUCCAGUAAAACAACACCUCAGGCUUGGUCAGCUGAAGGGAAAUCACUUUGACAUUAUGGUGAGAAAUCUGAAAGUACAGAGUCAAGGUUCUUUUGAAGAUCUUGAACAAGCUGUGUCUGAAGCAUUUGAGAGUGCAAAGGUCAAAGGAUUUGUGAACUACUAUGGGCCUCAACGCUUUGGACAAGGGCAAUAUGUUCAAGCAGAUCAAAUUGGUCUGGCAUUGCUAAAGGGGGAUAUGGUAAAAGCAGUGAAGUUGUUUUUUACACCAGAGGAUGUAGAUGAUCCUGUAAAUAAGGCAAAGAAACAUUUUCUUCAGACAGCGGAUGCUAAAGGAACUCUUGCAGUAAUGCCAGAAUUUAAAGUUCGAGAAAGAAUGAUACUUCGUGCAUUAAACAGAUAUGGCAUGGACAAAGAUGGCUGUACCAGAGCAUGGUUUAGCAUUCCUCAUUCCAUGCGUAUUUUUUACGUCCAUGCUUACUGCAGCAAGGUUUGGAAUCAGGCAGCGUCCUAUAGAUUUGAGACAUAUGGACAGAAAGUUGUAGAGGGUGACUUGGUUAUACUUGAAUCAGAUGCAGAGAAAGAAGCUCCUGUGAUUCAUGUAGUAACGGCAGAGGAGGAGGCUUCUGCUGCAUAUCCCUUACACCAGGUUGUUCUUCCCAUGCCUGGCAAAUCUAUUUCUUAUCCAUGUAAUAAAGUGGGACAGUGGUACGAAGAAACUCUCACCAAGAGUGGGCUGUCGGCAUGCUCAUUUCGAAUUCCAGAACUACAGCUGAAUAUACCUGGGUGUUAUCGACAGAUUGUUGCUUAUCCGCAAAACCUUACUUACCAUUUUAUAGAGGACCCUGAAUCAUGUAUGAAUGAUAGUAUUAACGAGCAGCGUAUUGAUGAAACCUUUAAAGCAGUUUCAUCUAACGUGUCACUUUCUUUGUCUUUUGACCUUGACCGUUCUUGCUAUGCAACUGUAUUUCUCCAAGAAUUAAUGAAGUGUGAGCAUUAAAAUUAAGUUUUUAAUGUUUUAUA